This is a messenger RNA of Gadus morhua (Atlantic cod), 2194 nucleotides long. RefSeq names its product N-acetylated alpha-linked acidic dipeptidase like 2 (gene naaladl2). The record is from RefSeq and is a predicted model, not a curated record. NCBI's taxonomy places the organism in Eukaryota, Metazoa, Chordata, Actinopteri, Gadiformes, Gadidae. The coding region runs from base 1 to 2073 and encodes 690 amino acids. The transcript is spliced from 15 exons.
AUGGAGAGCGGCAGCGACAACAGCGGGCUCCAUAUUCCGUGUCAGCUGGGCCCGCUGCUUCACACAGAGUGCCCACUAAGAUGUGUUCGCUUCCCUGUAGCUAGGAACUUCCUAUUGUCAGAGACCUUGCAGAUGGCCGCUGCUAGUGUGAUGGUGAUCUGGAGCUUGGCUCCCCGUAUUUCCCACGGCGAGGUGCAUUAUGGGGCUCUGAGCAGCCUCCCUGACGCCGGGGAGGACGAGGCCUGGGCCAGGUUCCUCUACAGGCAGUGGGUGGGUCUCGGCUUGAGGGACGUCCGCCUGUCCAAUCACACGGUGCUGCUCAGCCUGCCCGGCCCCGCCCCCAACACCAUAACAGACAGCUCCUCCAAUCAGUGCUUCCUGCCUUGUGGCACGCCGUGCGACCAACCGGGCGGCAGCUACGUGUUCCGUUCAGAGCCCGCCUACGCCGCCUAUUCGGCAGUGGGAAGUUUGGAGGCAGAGGUGGUGGACGUGGAGUACGGCGCUGCUGAUCGCUUGAGGCAGGCCAGCGGAAACGUCAAUCUCACCGGCCGGAUAGCACUGCUGAAACUAGGUCAAGCGCCCCUGCUUUACAAGCUGUCCUUGCUGUCGGUGUGGGGCCUGGGCGGGGCCCUGCUCUACGUGGACCCCUGCGACGCCCCUCCCGACCUGGACGUCCUGCACCAGGCCUUCAGCAUGACGCUGAACCCCGGCGGACACCCUUUGAGCCCGGGAACGCCCAGCGGCUUCCAUCCGUCGAGAGGAGCAGGGGGCAGCCUGACGUCUCUGCUGGUGCAGCCAAUCUCUGCCUCCCUGGCAAAGAGACUGCUAUCGUCCCCCACCUCCCCAGAGGGGGGAGGAGCCUGCAUCCCGUUGGCCACGCCUCCACAUUCAGAGAUGAAAAAGGUCAGACUCACCAUUGGAAACCAGUGGACCCACAGCAAGAUUUACAACCUGGUCGGACACCUGCGUGGUAGAAGGAACUCAGAUCGCCAUGUGCUGGUCGGCAGCCAUCAUGACAGCAGUCAGGGGGGCGGGGCCCCAGCCAUUAUGACACAACUCAUCUCCACCAUGAUGGAGCAGGCCAAAGGGGGCUGGGCCCCGGACAGGACCACUGUGUUUUGCUCCUGGGGGGGGGCCUCCCUGGGUCACAUCGGGUCCCUUCAAUGGGGUCAGGAGCACAGGGUGGUCCUACAAAGCAGUGCGGUGUCCUACGUCAGCCUGAACUCUCCAGUCAGAGGGACAGAGAGGCUGAGGGCCACGGCCUCCCCGGCUCUGCUUCAGCUCACCUCGGACAUCCAGAGAAGACAGCUUCUGAGCUGCAUGCGUGGUGGGAACUGCCCUGGACCAAACGUCAGCUCUUCGCAGUUGCCAGGAGACGUGAGCUUCUUCGCCAACCAAUUGGCUGUACCCACGGUGGAGUUUGCCUUUGAGCAGAGCAAAGACGAAGAGACUACCACCUAUCUGUCAGAGGUCCAGUUUGCCAUUGAGCCUCCUGAAACCCUUGACCCGCUGUACAAGUUCCAUGAAACCAUCGCCAAGAUGACAGCAGAGGCCAUUUUCCGGCUGGUGAAUGACCCUGUUCUGCCUUUCUACCCGUUGGACGUCGCUCUCGACGUACAGAACAAACUUAAAGCGGUCAGCAUGCCACCCCCUGCCCUGCUGUCCUGGGCCACCUCUCUGCGGGACAGGGCCGCCUUCCUCCAGUCUGAAACCAUGAGGCCGGCCAACGACCCCAAAGAGCGGGAGCCGUCCCACGUGCGCAUGCUCAACGACGUGCUCCGCGACCUGGAGAAGAGCUUCGUGGUGCCGCACGCCCCCCCCGGAGUCUACAGGAACCUCUUAUACAGCCUUCCUGGGAAGACGCCCCAGUUCUCCACGCUCAGGUUCCCCCAGGAGGACGCCGGCCCCGCUGAGGAGACACAGAGGAGAGCGGCUGUUCCUGCUCCUUCGCAACACGGAGCCUGCGACAACCAAUCGCUGUCUCUCAUUCUGGCCGCCGUUCGGUCGGCCGAGAUGCUGGUUUGCUUCGGCCUCGGGCUGUUUGACGAUAACAACACUGGGGACGGCAAAUGACGGCACGGCAAAUAACGGCACGGCCUUUGGUUUAUUCUUGACAAAAUGUCUUUCAAAGAAUAAUAAUGAAACCCGGAAACAAUUGGAUGGAUCAUCCGUACAGCCCCUAGAUUAAUAUAGG